This is a messenger RNA of Cylindrotheca closterium, 873 nucleotides long. NCBI's taxonomy places the organism in Eukaryota, Bacillariophyta, Bacillariophyceae, Bacillariales, Bacillariaceae. The record is from the annotation of a GenBank genome assembly.
AUGAAUCCUCUAUUACGACCACCACUCUCCGCCGCCAUUACUGCUCACGCCAAGACUGCAGUCCGGUCACAGGUUCGAAAAAUAAGUUUGGGAGGGCACAAAUCCAGCAGGACCAUGUAUGCUGCUGCUGCUGCUGCUGCUUCUACAUGCAGUUCUUCUUCUUCUACUGUUGGUACUACUACAGCUGGAUUCUCUACUACUUCGCCAAUGAAUCAACAGGGACGAUGGAUGAGCUGUAGUAACAUCCUGCAAAAUUCGAUAACAUCCGAGCCAUCCAUUUCGGCUGCCAAAUCCUUGCUAUACCGCUCCUUUCAUGCGACUCCUAGCCAAUUGGAAGAUGCUGCUGCUGCCGCUGCUGCUGUGGAUGCCGCCCCACAAGCAGGAGGAGAAGACCCUACUAGUACUAGUGAUGACGAACCGCAUCCUACGGAGAUUGAAUAUGCCUUUACUCCUCCGCCACCACUUUCGGAAGAUUCCAUUCAAAAAGUCAAUGGCCUCUUUGAACAAAUCUUGCAUUUGGACAUGGUCGAAGUUCAUUUGUUGACCAUGGUGGUCAAUGAAGAGUUGGGCAUCAAAUGGAACCAGGUUCAAGCAGCGGGUGCGGGACCCAUUGGAGGUGCUGCUGCAGCGGCGGCUCCUGAAGAGGUAAAGGAAGAAAAGCUCUUGAAAGACCUAAAGUUGGUCGGCUUUGACGCCAAGGCCAAGAUCAAGGUCAUUAAAGAGGUGAGAUCGAUUGCGGGUCUUGGUUUGAAGGAGGCCAAGGAAUUGGUGGAAUCUGCUCCCAAGAUUAUUCAAAAGGAACUCAAGCCAGAAAAGGCCGAAGAACUCAAGGCACAAUUGGAAGCUGUGGGUGCUCAAAUAGAAAUUUCUUAA